Orbicella faveolata is the source of this 838-nucleotide messenger RNA. RefSeq names its product transcription elongation factor SPT4-like. NCBI's taxonomy places the organism in Eukaryota, Metazoa, Cnidaria, Anthozoa, Scleractinia, Merulinidae. Gene Ontology annotation, molecular function: RNA polymerase II complex binding; zinc ion binding. Gene Ontology annotation, cellular component: nucleus; DSIF complex. The record is from RefSeq and is a predicted model, not a curated record. Gene Ontology annotation, biological process: regulation of DNA-templated transcription; transcription elongation by RNA polymerase II; transcription elongation-coupled chromatin remodeling.
GGUGAGGUCCUGGGGCAAGUACGGUUUGGAAUUCAACAUGGAGAGUGUUCCAAAAGAGUUAAGAAAUCUUCGAGCUUGCCUACUUUGUUCAUUGGUGAAGACUCUUGAGCAAUUUGAAUAUGAUGGUUGUGAAAAUUGCGAGAAGUUUCUCAGACUAAAGAACAACAAAGAAAACAUUCUAACCUGUACUAGUGCAAACUUUGAUGGAAUAAUAUCACUCAUGACUCCUGAGGACAGCUGGGUGGCCAGGUGGCAAAGAAUUGAUACACAAGCAAGAGGUUGCUAUGCCAUUUCUGUGAGCGGUAAACUACCAAGUCAUGUGGUGCGUGAACUAAAGGCAAGAGGGGUUACUUACAGAUCAAGGGACAGAACAAACCAGUGAAAAAAUCUGGUUAUUAAAGAAGUUCCUAUUGGACUAAUCUACUUGUUCAUGUAAGAUUGCUGUCAUGAAACAACUACUAGACACUCAGUUUCAAGAAUGAAGUCCUCAUUUAUUUUGACAUGUUGACAGCAAUUUCACCCUAGCUUGCAUGUGCACAUGUAUUAAGAUGCUGUUAGAAAAGCCUUUUGCUAGGAAAUUGCUCAAACAAAAGGUACUAAUAUCAACGUCAUACCGCAUCUGCCUUCACAUGUUGGCUAAUGCUUACACAUUUGUGAAAACCAGUCUGACAUGUGAAGUUAAAAUUUAUGUACUUUUUUUAAGGUGGAAUGGAUGUGUAGAAUGUAAUUUAAUUGGCAGAAAAACAUUUCAGUAAAUUCAUUGUAAGUUUCAUUUUUGUUAGCAAAAAAGCUCCCAUUCUCUAUUGAAAGUCAUCAAUAAAAAUGAUUAGCCUUUGAA